GGCCGGCCCGAAGUAGUAAAGAUAUAAUUUCAGAAUGAAUCAAGAAGGCGUACUCGCUUGUUGCGCCGUUUGCAAAGAGCAAACUCAUCGUAGAUGCGCUCGCUGUCUUAAUGUUUAUUAUUGUAAUACAGAACAUCAAAGACAGGACUGGCGGAGACAUAAAAGUGAAUGUGCACCAAAGUUACAAAAACAAGGUUCCCGUAACGUAGCAGAAACUGAAACUUCUCACUCCGUUGAACAGUUAAAGAAAACCCAAACAAUACAAAUAAAUAACGUGGUAGGAGUAAAUGAUAAGGAAGACAAAUUGAAAUCUGCGGGUAGUGAUACUAGACGAUUGAAAAAGUCAAAAAGAAAAAGUUUGAGUAAAGAGGGUAGUGAUACUAUCAUUGAUAACAAAAAUUCCUCCACACCUGAAGUCGUUGCUCAGAACAGUGAAAGUCAACAAAAAGAAACUGCUUUAAAAAACAAUAGUGUAAUUUCUAGUGUAGUUUAUACUAAUAAAGACGUGUCGAAAGUGAGUGCCAUCACCCACGAAGGUUCCUCAGAACAAGAGAUAUUGAGUGAGAAAGCCCAACAAUUAAACACGGUGGAUUUUUCAGCAGCCGGUACUUCAAAUGUUUUGAAGGCCGUAAAUAGGAGUGAGAUGAAGGUGCCCGCUCUGCCCAGUUACACUGGAGAGCAGCCGACUAAAAUAAAGGAAUACCCAGAAGCUUCCCUAAAAGGUAGUAGUGCUCCUUUCAACAACAUGGUGAACAGUUAUUAUAUGGAUCCCAAUGACCCCAACUAUGACAUCUGUCAAAGGGUGAUAAGGGACAUGACUCAGUAUGGAGUGUGUGUUUUGAACAAUUUUCUUGGUAAGGAGCGAGGACUCUUAGUGUUAAAUGAAGUGCUAGAAAUGUAUAGAUCCGGUAUAUUUACAGCUGGUCAACUGGUGUCGAACCCCGGUAGCACGGAGGCGCAGACGAUACGCAGCGACAGGAUCACGUGGAUAGACGGCAAGGAGCCCCACUGCUAUCAUAUAGGACAACUAAUUAGUCAAGUGGACAACAUAAUCCUGAAAGCAAACAAAAUGGCGAAUAACGGAAAAAUGGGAAACUACAUAAUCAAUGGAAGGACGAAGGCAAUGGUAGCGUGCUAUCCAGGGUCUGGAAGCCAUUACGUGAAACAUGUAGACAACCCCAAUAAGGACGGUCGCUGUAUCACCGCUAUAUACUAUUUGAAUCUCGACUGGGACGUCAAGCGGUGCGGGGGGUUGCUCAGAGUAUUCCCGGAAGGCACGAACCAGGUGGCAGACAUAGCGCCAAUCUUCGACAGGAUGCUGUUCUUCUGGUCGGACAGACGGAACCCGCACGAAGUGCAACCUGCCUUCGCGACCAGAUACGCCAUCACGCUGUGGUAUUUUGAUGCUCAAGAAAGGGAAGAAGCGCUACGAAAUUACAAACGCGUUCAGCCAUCAUCGAGCAAGUGAUGUCGGUUUCAAGAGCUCGAGGUGUAUCCGAGCUCAAACAACCUGCUAACGGCAUAGUUUUAAAUCAAAAUUAAAUAUUAUGCUAUUUAGCAGGCAUUUUGGACUGUUUUGUGACGUUCUAUAGACGUUCCUAAUUGACGUGGGUGCCUUGUGCUUCGUGUCUAUGGAGUGACGUGUCAAGAAGCCUCGUAUCCUGGCUUUUAAAAAAGUUAUGUAACUUUUUGUUCGGAUUUAUAAUCUCUGGUUUUGUAAAAAAAUUAAAAAAGAAGUUCGGAUGUAUUUACCGCGAUUUUGUAUUAUUUUAUUUUAUUUCUUUCGGUUUCUAUGUGAUUGAUGUGCUUAAAAUUUUUAUUAUGUAAAAAAAUUGUGCAAUGAGUUGAGCACAAGGCGGACCCUAAUACUAUAUUAAUAAAUAAAUUGAUUGUCAAUUUAAUGUUUAUUUAGUUUGUUAAACGAACACCUGUCUUUGACAGGACGAGUCAUAUUAUUUUAGUUAGGUGUAAUAAUUAUAAUAGAAAUAUGUUUAUUUUUGCUAAAGAGACCUUGAGUAUUAUUCUAAAAAUAAUAACCGUUAGUUUUGUUGAUGUUUUUAAAGGGAAGGUAUAUUUUAUUUCUGUUAUUUCAUCUACAUCUAUCUGUUGUGUUUUAUACAUAUAAAUAAAUCUUCUAUGUUCAUUUUUUCUCUUAUCUUUUUAUAUAUUUAAAUAUUUUUUUUAAAAGCAUCAACAAUAUAACAAUACACCACUCUAUAUACGAGAUUUUCAAUUGUAUAGUAUUUAUUUUAUUUAGAUAUCGAUGCGUAUGUAAAUAAAUUGAAAAAAAAUUGUUAUCCACCGAGACACAUUUUUAAGUUUUAUGAAUCAUCUCAUACAAGAUAUUCGUCAUGGAUAAUCUUUCUUUAUUCAAAUCGUUGCAUUUUGUUAUCUUUAUUUAUUUUAAAGUGUGUCACAAAGUGCUACAUUAUUUAUAAAUAAUAAAAUGAUAUUUUUCAUGUACAUAUAUAAAAAAAAUCUUAAAGCGAAAUUACGCAAUCAUAUUAUAUAAGCGUGUGUGUAAAAAGUAUUGAAUUUUAUACAACGUAGUUAGGUCUAUUAAGGUGUAAUUAUAUUUGAAAUAGCACUAUCCAAUUAUUGCUGAAUAGAUUAUGUGAUUAUAACUUGUUUUAAACAAAAUGUAAAGUUUGAUUUCUUUUUUAAAGAUGUAACAUACCUAUAACUAUAUUCUGUGCAAACAAGUGAUAUUAAAAAAUAUUAACGAAA
This is a messenger RNA of Colias croceus (clouded yellow), 2727 nucleotides long. RefSeq names its product egl nine homolog 1 (gene Hph). The record is from RefSeq and is a predicted model, not a curated record. NCBI's taxonomy places the organism in Eukaryota, Metazoa, Arthropoda, Insecta, Lepidoptera, Pieridae. The coding region runs from base 35 to 1468 and encodes 477 amino acids. The transcript is spliced from 7 exons. Gene Ontology annotation, biological process: cellular response to hypoxia; peptidyl-proline hydroxylation to 4-hydroxy-L-proline. Gene Ontology annotation, molecular function: ferrous iron binding; L-ascorbic acid binding; peptidyl-proline 4-dioxygenase activity. Gene Ontology annotation, cellular component: cytoplasm; nucleus.